AUGGUGUCGCAAUGCAUGCAAGUCUUGCAGUGCGCCCUGGUCCUUUUGUUGUUGCAACCGCAGAAAACACUUGCGGCGCUUCGUUCGUACAAUCUUACCUUGAAUGCCGGCACGCGAGCUCCAGAUGGAGUGAAGCGCGAAGUCUACCUUGUCAACGGUCAACAGCCUGGUCCCUUAACUGAGGCUGACGAGGGUGACGACCUAGAAAUCUUUGUACAGAACGAUUUGCCGGUCGAGCAAACCAUUCAUUGGCAUGGUCUUCUUCAACGUGGUACCCCGGACAUGGACGGCGUUCCUGGUAUCACUCAGUUUCCCAUCCCGCCAGGAGGCAAUUUUACCUACCGCUUCUCCACAGGUACUGAGUACGGCGCUUACUGGAAUCAUUCUCAUUUUCGAGCUUACUACGAUGACGCUGUUCGCGGCCCACUUCUCAUACAUCCCUCACCAUCACGCCGCCGUCCAUUCGAGAGCCUCGCUCAAGACAGCAAAGAGCUAGAUACAAUGCUCCGUGUAGAGCGAGCUGCCACGCCGCUUCUGUUGGCCGACUGGUAUCAUAGACUCUCAGAUGUUAUCUACGAUGAAUACUUCAAAACCGGAGCCUUCCCUCAGUGUGUCGACAGUCUUCUGGCCAAUGGGUACGGGUGA
This is a messenger RNA of Exophiala oligosperma, 645 nucleotides long. RefSeq lists its product as uncharacterized. Gene Ontology annotation, molecular function: copper ion binding; oxidoreductase activity. NCBI's taxonomy places the organism in Eukaryota, Fungi, Ascomycota, Eurotiomycetes, Chaetothyriales, Herpotrichiellaceae. The coding region runs from base 1 to 645 and encodes 214 amino acids. The transcript is spliced from 4 exons. The record is from RefSeq and is a predicted model, not a curated record.